This is a messenger RNA of Diaporthe citri, 2316 nucleotides long. RefSeq lists its product as uncharacterized. The record is from RefSeq and is a predicted model, not a curated record. The transcript is spliced from 2 exons. Gene Ontology annotation, molecular function: beta-glucosidase activity. Gene Ontology annotation, biological process: glucan catabolic process. Lineage: Eukaryota; Fungi; Ascomycota; Sordariomycetes; Diaporthales; Diaporthaceae. Bases 1 to 2316 code for a protein of 771 amino acids.
AUGAAGGUCCAAGCCGCCUUGCUCGCCGCCGUGACGGCUGGUGUCGUUGUAAGCCAAACCAACGACACGGGGCCUCCUUCAGAGGUGCCUUACUAUGGCCUCAGCCCACCGGUCUAUCCAUCUCCCGUCGGAGGUGGAAAGACCAGCCCACGAUGGUCCACCGCCUAUAAACGGGCAAGAGCUCUCGUGGCGCAGAUGACCCUCGAGGAGAAGGCAAACAUCACACGCGGCUUCACUGGCGCGUGUGUGGGCAACACCGGCAGUGUGGCCCGUCUCGACAUCCCGGCGCUCUGCUUCGCAGACGCCCCAGACGGCAUCCGUGGCCAGGAAUUUGUCUCUGCCUUCCCGGCGGGUAUCCACGUCGCUGCAACGUUUGACAAGGACCUGAUGGAAAAGUACGGCCGCGCCCUGGGAGAGCAGUACUACGCCAAGGGCAUUAAUGUCGCCCUCGGCCCCGUCGCUGGGCCCCUGGGCCGCAUGGUCCGCGGUGGACGGAACUGGGAAGGCCUGUCGAAUGACCCCUAUCUGGCCGGCAUUGGAAUGGGCGCUAUCACCAAGGGUAUCCAAGAUGCCGGCGUUAUUGCCACACCGAAGCAUUGGCUGUUCAACGAGCAGGAGCACCGACGUAUAGCGGGCCCGGAGGGUGCUGCCAUCAGUGCCGACGUCGACGACAGGACGCUCCACGAGCUAUAUGCUUUCCCUUUCAUGGACUCCCUUCGUGAGGGAGCUGGGGCCCUAAUGUGUGGAUACAACCGCGCGAACCAGAGUUACGUAUGCCAAAACUCGAAGCUGCUUAACGGGGUCCUCAAGACAGAGCUCGGGUUCGAGGGCUUCGUCGUGAGUGACUGGGAUGCGCACGAGUCCGGCGUGGCCAGCGCCAACGCGGGACUUGACAUCGUGAUGCCCGACGGCGGGUACUGGGGCAAAAACCUCACCCAGGCCGUCAACAACGGCUCUGUCAGCACCGCUCGUCUCGACGACAUGGUCACCCGCACGCUGGCCAGCUUCUACUACCUCCGCCAGGAGAACACAUUCCCCAACCCCUCGGUCUAUUCCAGCACGCAGAAGCACUUUGCCGUCAACGCACAGGCAUGGGAUCACAAUGAGCUUAUCCACGAGAUCGGAGCCGCGGGGACAGUGCUGGUCAAGAACGUCAACGGCACGCUGCCCUUCAAGAGCCCCAAGUUCCUCAACAUCUACGGCUACGAUGCCACCGUCAAGGCCCAGGCGUGGGAGAACCCGUCGCGGUUCGGAGGAGGCUACGAGGUCAACUUCGGAUGGGAGACGUUUAACGGAACAUUAAUUACAGGUGGCGGGUCUGGCAGCAGCACGCCUUCGUACGUCUACGACCCAUUCAUGGCCAUCUCAGAGCGCAUCCGCAAGGACCGAGGCACCCUGCGGUGGGACUUGUGGUCUGAGAGCCCAACGCCGGCAUACUACAAUGCCGAGCACUGCCUGGUCUUCAUCAACGCUUAUGCCUCCGAGGCCUUCGACAGGACAACGCUCAAGGAUGACUUCAGCGACAAUCUCGUGAAGAACACUGCUGCGAACUGCAGCAGCACCAUCGUCGUCCUUCAUUCCACUGGCGUCCGCGUGGUGGAUGAGUGGAUUGACCACCCGAACGUCACUGCUGUCAUCUUUGCUGGCCUGCCUGGCCAAGAGACAGGCCGCUCGUUGGUGUCCGUUCUCUACGGAGACAUCAACCCCAGCGGCCGCUUGCCUUACACUGUCGCCAAGAACGAGUCUGACUAUGGUGACCUCCUGAACUCGACCGUGGUCGACGAGUACUUCCCUGCCACCAACUUCAGCGAGGGCCUGUUCAUCGACUACCGCAAGUUCGACAAGGAGGAGAUCGAGCCACAAUUCGAAUUCGGCUUUGGGCUGAGUUACACCACGUUCGACUACAGCGAUCUGACGACCUCGCUCGUUGGAAAAGCCUCGAACGAGAGCUUUGCCGAGUACCCCGACCCGGAGAUUGCUAUCGUCCAGGGCGGGCACCCCGAGCUGUGGGACAAUAUUGCUGUGGUCAGGGCCACCGUCGAGAACUCGGGCGACUUGGACGGCGCCGAUAUUGCGCAGCUGUACAUCAGCAUCCCCGCGGAGGGCACGCCGGCCAGGCAGCUGCGAGGCUUCAAGCGGGUCGGUCCCCUGGCGCCGAGCGAGAGCAGGCGGGCCGUCUUUGAGCUGACGAGGAGGGACCUGAGUGUCUGGGACGUGGAGAAGCAGCAGUGGAGGCUGGUGAGGGGAGAAUAUGGCGUCCACGUUGGCAGGAGCUCUCGGGACCUGCCACUGACGGGGUCAUUCACGAUUGAGUAA